CCAAGAUACAGAUUUGUCCUCGUUGUGAAACAUCCACUCUACUGUCUCUAUCUGAGACACUAAGCACAAAAGCACUGGUCGGUCAACACUCAGCUCGUCCUCUAUCUACUUGCCACCGCCAUUCCUCGCACUGUGGAGGUUUAUCCCACCUCCUCCUCCCCCGCCUAUCACCACCACAUCAAUACCAUCACAAUGCCACUAACAUUACCCACCACUCUGGGCAUCAAUGGCCUUCUCAUUCCACUGGAACCUCUAACUCCUUCAACAUUCUCACCAUUCGGCACAGCGAUCACCGGUCCAUUACCAGACCCGCGGAAAAUGAACAAGCCCCCCGUCUCAGCCAGCGAAAUCCCACCACCAUUACACGCCCCCCAUCAACCACAAGCCACACUGGCAAACCAAAACUCGGCAUUGAAGACAUCGCCCAUUUCCGUCUUUCAGAACUCGUACCCUUCAUCGUCUGCGAAUGGAACUUCUCAGGAUCUCCGGAAACCAUCGUCGUGGCCGCAAAUGAGUAUGUUUUCAUGUUUUCCGCGCAACCUUAGUGGGAUUGGAAUGGAUGUUCCAGAUGGACAGGGCCGUGUCGGAGCAGCUUCGAGGGAUGUGUUUCGUGUUUCGAUCCUUGAGCGUCAUCCGUAUACGACGCAGACGUUUGUGCCGCUUGGAUUGGCUGCAGAGACUGACUCUGGGGAUGUGGAUGCCGAUGUCGGUAGCCACGAUGACGACGGCAAUGACACCGUCUUCCUCGUCAUCGUCGCCCCGACCUUAACCUCUCCUCUUCCAGCCGCAAGUCCUCCCUCUUCUCUGUCGCCAUCCUCACCACCUGACCCCUUAGUAAUCCCACAAUCAUCAACCAUCACCACCACCACAAACAAUCCACCCGACUUAAGCCGAAUCCGGGCCUUUGUAGCCCGCGGCGACCAAGCCGUCACGUACGGAGCAGGAACAUGGCAUGCACCUAUGGUGGUACUGGGAUCGCGCAGAGUCGAUUUCGUCGUCACACAGUUUGUCAACGGUGUGCCUGACGAUGAUUGUCAGGAAGUUCUCCUGGGUGACAACCUAGUCAAGGUGGAUGUGACGAGUAUUUCAAGGAAGCAGCCUUCUUCAUCGACACAGAAAGACAGCACAGCGGACGAAAAUCAUGGACUUUGGAGUAUGGGCCGACCGUCAAGACCGAAGCGAAGGUUGCACGUGAAGCCAAAAUUGUGAUUUCUAAAAUGUACCUCGCGUCAAUUCAUUUAGUGACUUGGGAGGAAAGGAAGAUGAUCUUGUUUUUGUGAGUAAAGGGAUUGGAAAUUAGGUGUAUAGAGAGAGAGAGAAAUCCGCCGGAUGCGGAUGAGGGUUUAUCUUUUAGAUAGACAGCGUUGGGAUAUAUAUCGGUGGUAGUGGUCAUCACCACGCAUGACCAGCCAAUUCAACCACGAGCAUAAGCCGCCGAGGUAGAC
This is a messenger RNA of Exophiala mesophila, 1445 nucleotides long. RefSeq lists its product as uncharacterized. The record is from RefSeq and is a predicted model, not a curated record. Bases 193 to 1209 code for a protein of 338 amino acids. Gene Ontology annotation, molecular function: ureidoglycolate hydrolase activity; ureidoglycolate lyase activity. Lineage: Eukaryota; Fungi; Ascomycota; Eurotiomycetes; Chaetothyriales; Herpotrichiellaceae. The transcript has a single exon. Gene Ontology annotation, biological process: allantoin catabolic process.